Molecule: messenger RNA, 540 nt
Organism: Peronospora belbahrii
Lineage: Eukaryota; Oomycota; Peronosporomycetes; Peronosporales; Peronosporaceae
Source: the annotation of a GenBank genome assembly
AUGAUGUGGCGUGUAGCGAUACGACCCCCUUGCACGGCUUUACCGAGUCGCCAAUUAGCUUUGGCAACGCGCAAAAGCCCUGCGGUGCCUUCGACAACCAUCAAUCCACCGAGAAGGUACGUAAAUACCUUGCGAGUCUGGACCUUGUAUGACUGCAGUGGUAUCCAACAAUCACGUGAGGACGAGGUCAUGGCAGAUAUGUGGCGAAGGUGGAAAGCAACGCGUAGGAAACCCGUCACGGCUAACCUAGCCGUGACCCAAUACUCUCUCGAUGAAUCAUGGACUGCGUUCGUGCGACGCUGGAACUCGAAAUCACAUUUCGGCGAAUUAUUACCAUAUCGGAAGGAACAGCGACGGAAGUAUGGACUUUCCGACUUGCGUGAGAAGGUGUGUACAAUGUGUUGGAACGCUGGACGACCGUAUUGUUACUUGCGAAGGUGCAAGGGAUGUCAAUUUCGUCGCGGUGAGCAAGCUCCAACCCGCGACGAGUGGGAAUUGAUUCUUGCGCAAUAUCCAAUGACGGUAGAAGAGCUCCCGUAA